Moneuplotes crassus is the source of this 2102-nucleotide messenger RNA. Lineage: Eukaryota; Ciliophora; Spirotrichea; Euplotida; Euplotidae. The record is from the annotation of a GenBank genome assembly.
AUGACUGACGCAAGACCUAGCUAUGAGUGAGAGCACACUGAGCUAAAAUGAAUAGGAAGAGGCAACUUUGGAUCUGCCUUCCUUGUUAAAAGGAAAUCUGAUGGUGAGAAAUACGUUGCAAAGAAGAUUGCUCUUGGAAAACUUCCUGAAAAGGAGCAACAAAGUGCCCUAAUGGAGGUAGAAUUACUCAAGCAUCUCGACCAUCCCAAUAUUGUUGAUUAUUAUGGCAGUUACAUUGAAGAAGGAGUCCUCAUCAUUAUUAUGGAAUACUGAGAUGUCGGAGACCUUAGUUACCAUAUUAAUAAGAAGAAAUAAAGCAGGAGAGAAUUUCACGGAAGAUGAAAUACUCAAUUGGUUCGUCCAGAUUUCAAUGGCUUUGGAAUAUAUUCAUGGCAGGAAGGUACUUCAUAGAGAUAUUAAAGCAUCCAAUAUCUUCCUGACAGGAAAUAACACAGUGAAGUUAGGCGACUUUGGGAUCUCAAGAGUUCUUGAAAAUACUAGUGAUGCUGCGCAAACAUGUGUAGGAACUCCUUAUUAUCUCAGUCCAGAGGUGUGAAAAUAAUAACCCAUAUACAUAUAAAUCUGAUGUAUGGGCUCUUGGAUGAGUUUUAUAUGAGUUAUGAUGUCUUGAGCAUGCAUUCUCAGCAGAUAACCUCCUAGGGCUAGCCUACAAAAUAGUCCAAGAGACACAUUCACCAAUACCAGAUAGAUAUUCAGAAGAUCUUCAGAAAAUAGUUGAGAUGCUAUUGGUAAAAGAUAGUAAUGAAAGGCCACUAGUUUCUCAAUUACUAAUGACUCCUUUCAUCACAGAGAAAAUGAAGGAAUUUAUUCUAAAUGGGGGAUUUAUUGGAGAUCAAAAUCUUCCUGUUCGCAAGAUGAAGUCUCGAAAAAUAGGGCAAACCUCAACACAAGACACGUCAAGCCCUUCUUUAAAAACUGAAGAUGAAGAGGCAAAAACUAUAGGUAGGCACAUGACAAAGGAGGAGCGAAAAAUGAGAGAGAACACAUCUAUGGCUAUAUCGAAUUAUUCAACAGCUAAACAAAGGAAUAUGCAGCAAAUUUAUGGAAGCACUUUUAAUUAUGCUGCAGACAAUUCUGAUGAUAAACAAAGCAUCCUAAAAGUUUCCAAACAUCAUUCUGUUGGUGGAGCUAGGGUUAAGAAUAAUCUGACCGGGUAUCCAUCAAAAAUGCAAGGUGGUUUAAGAGAGGGUGUAGAGCCUAACAAUAUGAUGAAUGAAAAACAAGAAUUCGAAAGCACGACCUUAUCUGAUUCCUUCGCAGCAAACGAUCGAACAAUGACACAUGCUAAUAAAGACCAAUGAGAAGAUACUUUCGCAGCUAAUGAUAGAUGAGAGGACACAUUUGCAGCCAACGAUAGAGCAGAGGAUACUUUUGCAGCUAAUGAUAGAUGCGAAGACACUUUUGCAGCAAAUGACAGGGAGAUCACCCAAUUUUCUAGCAGCAAAGUAAUGGAAACAUUCAAACUAUCAGAGUCUAAUGGCACUUUAAUCUCCGGUCUGUCUCAAGAAGACUCUAUUGCUCAAACUAUGUCAAAAAUGCAGCAUAAAUCUGUCUCUUACGAUGAUAGAAAAAUUGUAUCAUCAGGAAAGUAUGACCCUGAAGAGUAUUACUACAAUUAUGAAUGCUACGAAUCAGACGAAUUUGAAGAGGAUGAGGAUGAUGUUACAACGGGAAGUACAACUGAGGAAGCUAAGAAAGACGCUAAUGAACUCACAUCUAUUGUUGAUAAUUAUAAAAAUUUCCUUAACAAUGAUGCUACAUUUGACGAGACUGAAAUAGAUAUAGAAUUUCAAAAGGAGCAAGAAAGACUUAACGAGCAACUUAAGUAUAGAGAAGAUAUUCCUAUUCAUGAAACUGCUCAAAUCCAAGCCUCAAAUAAAAAGCUGGAGAUUAUGAAAAUUGUUGGUCCAAUAUUUGAUAAAGUAUACACUAUUCUCAAAGAGGAAAGGUUGAAAGAAACAUCUGACUCUAAGAUAUACAAAAAGCUCCGAAAGUACAUUCCUAAAGAAAACAAAAAGGCAAUGUCAAAGAUGUUUGAACUUGAUCAGAUUGUAGUCCAAGAAAUCCUGAAGGGAGAGUAA